Molecule: messenger RNA, 1446 nt
Organism: Aureobasidium vineae
Lineage: Eukaryota; Fungi; Ascomycota; Dothideomycetes; Dothideales; Saccotheciaceae
Source: the annotation of a GenBank genome assembly
AUGUCUCCUCCAACACGCAAGUCUCGAUCACACAUUCAUGUCAGAAAGCAGAAAGUCCCUUCAAAAUUUUCAGGUGCUUUUGAAAUUCUGCCAGUCGAGAUCCGACAGUCUAUCGCUAGCUAUAUCGACGACAAGUCGAUAGCAUCCUACCGACUCAUCUGCAGAUCGACCAAGCAUGCUCUUGAUGAAGACGAAGGAUCCUUCUGGCGCACUCGGUAUCUUGACAGCUACGACCCUCCUCGAAAAUUCCCUACUGGCGAGCGCUCUGUCGUCAACGAGUGGUUCAAGAAACAGUACCAGUGUCGCAAGUGCAUCGAACGUCAAAGAUUUGACUUCCAAGCUGGGAACAGCCAGAACGAGAUGGAAUGUCUAUCCUUGAUGAGAGAUCUGAUCAAUGAGUCAUUCAACAUCAAUUCUCACACGUCCAAACAAGCCCCAACCCACUCCCACAAUAUGGAUCGUCUCGAUGCCGUCACCAAAGCCACUGGCCUGCUUGAAUGCGUCUUCCGCCGUCCAUACGUCAGGGGCAAGAAGUCGAUACCCAAUCCUGUCUUGCUCACAAUACAGCUCAUCCUGACUCAUCUCUCCUUGACUGCUUCGCCCACCUCAAGGAUUGCCAAAGCAUGGGGCUUCUCCGACUCGCAGUCCUUGGUGUACGCACAGAACUCGAUACGUCCCAUCUUCAAAGGUCCCAACUGUCAAGAGAUCGAUAUCGAGUGGACUUUGCAUGUUGCAAACUUCUUCAAGAACCACCUGCUGAACCAGCACGAACUGACUCAUCUUCGCUACGACGAUCUGGCUGUGGUAGAGCGCCCACAGUGCUGGACAAACCCCUUAUCAACCACACCCCUGAAACUCGGCAAGCACUGGAAGGGCAGCUAUGCCUACGUCGACCAUGAUGAGAUUGUUUCCAUACGCGACGGGCAGAACGAGGACUAUCCAAUUCCAGACCACAUGAGUGGCGAUGGUACUGGUCAACCUUUUCAGGACCUAUGCCUCGACUUCCCCAAAGAGGACCUUGACUCCUGGCCAGCCGUCUUUGAACAGAUCCUCAAGUCUCGCACCAAGAUCCGGUAUCGUACAGCCACCACACGAGCUCAGAGACGAGUCACCGGCCCUCACGUUUUGCCCGAGGGCGAACCGGUAUCUUUCUGCUUCAAGGGUAAAGGUGAAGACGCUAGCGAAGGCUUUCUCGCAUCUGGCUAUCUCAACCCUCUGCCGCCUCAACAUGGCAUCCCAGGCUGGCAUCGCAUGACUAUGAUGAAGUAUUGGAAGGAUAAGCAUGGUGACAUGGACUUCAACUCCUUGUGGGCCUACGAAGGCGUCGUAUUGCCUGGAGGCAUGGUCAUGCUUGGACGCUGGUGGCACCCUUCAGGUGAUCAAGACGAAUACUCUGGCCCUUUCAUAUUCUGGAAUGUCGACGCCAGCAUGUCUUCCAGUGACUAA